Symbiodinium necroappetens is the source of this 1897-nucleotide messenger RNA. Lineage: Eukaryota; Dinophyceae; Suessiales; Symbiodiniaceae. The record is from the annotation of a GenBank genome assembly.
GACCAACGGAAACCAGCCGGAUUCCGUAGCAUUGCCCUACAGGCCAGCUUUUGAGGCUGCUACCAGGCAGCUCCCGGUUGAAACUGACAUCACCGAAUACUUUCUCGCUGCACUGCCGGAGACAGGCGCGCUACUUGAUGCAGGUGUGCAACCGGGCACCCAAGCCUUCCUGCAUACUUUCAUGCGGCACACGUGGUUCUGCACAGAUCCGCAGUCGGAGCGAGUGUACCACACUCAGGUGGGUACGGUCCCAGGAGCACCGUUAGCGGACCUGUUGUUCCAAUAUGCGGCCCAUGCAGCCCUCCUUACCAUAGAGCACUUCAUGAGGGUGGAGCAUCUUGCUGCGUCCAUCUUGCUAGGAGACGGGGCGGUGCCCUCUCAGCCUGUGACUUGGCUCGACGAUGUCGCGCUUCUAGUCGAAGCUGCUGUUCCUUCGGAGCUGGGGUCUCGCACCGCGCGCGCCGCUUCCAUUGCGCGCCAGUGCUUCCAGCUUAUUGGUAUCAGUACCAAUCUGGAACCAGGCAAAACCGAAGCUCUUAUGAUUUUCAAGGGGCGCGGCAGCAGGGCCGCCGCACACGAGGUCAUGGUUACGCAGAACUCCACCCUGCAGAUCACCGGGCCACACGAAAGUCCGCUCCGGCUCCGUGUGACGCCCCGAUACGUCCACCUUGGGACGCAGCGUAAUGUUACGGGAGGAGCCGGGGAAGACUUGAAGCGCAGGGCAGGGUUGGCUAGGGUUGUCUACAAGCCCUUUCGGGCCAGGCUCCUUCGCAACGAAUGCCUCUCGGUUGCAGAGCGAAUGCACAUGCUUCUCAGCAUGGUGCUGGCCUCCUUCCUGCAUGGAGUGGAGUCGUGGGCCUUUCGCGUAACUGGCGAGUUCCAGGCUUUCCGCAAACAGUAUAUGGCCUUCUUCCGUGGGGCGGUUCGACCUCUUUUUGGAGUCAGCUGCAGACGGAUGGAAGAUAGCCAGGUUUGUGCUAUGCUUGGGGUGUCUAGCGCCAGAGAAGAGCUGGCCAUUCGUCGGCUACGAGCCUUCGCGCAAGUCUGUCAGCGGGGCUCUGACUUCUUGCGUGCUGCACUGGUCCAGGAGCAGGAAUGGCUGCUUGCUGUUCGUGACGAUGCACAGCUGUUGGCUUCCAAGCUCACCAUGCCUGCGGCGGUUGAGCUUUCUGGGCCCCCGACUUUGGCAUGGUUUGAGAACUGGCCUCUCACCAGUCGCGCCAUUGCCAACACCCUGAAGGCCUUCCGUAAGCGCUGCAUCAAGGACAGGGAUCACUUAGUUGGGCCGGCACUAUACAGCUUACGCCUCCAACAGAUCGCCGAGGAUUAUAGCCUCCAACAACUCAAGCCUACUGAAGUUUGGCCUGACCUCGGUGAUGACGGCGAGGACUAUCCUUGUGGUAUUUGCAGUAAUCCUUUAAGACUGCGGCAGCGGCAGGUCAAUCCUCGCUGCGCCGACACUGUCAUCGCUAGCGACAUUGAUGCGACGACUACAGACGGCAUUGCGACCGGCGACGGCCACCUCCCAGUCGUGCCAUUAGUUGGCCCGCAGCCCUUUUGGGCCACACUACGGCCACCGCCUGAAGAGUCUGGCUUCAACACGGUCCCGCAGGCGAUUGGAAUCGAUAAGCUCUUGAAGUGGAAAGAGAGGCCUUUCGUCAAGGGUUUUUUCGAAGAUCGAAAGCGUUUGGCACGGAGUGCCGAAGCAAAUCUUUCAGAGCUGCUUGGAGCCGCUUGCUCUGCUUGUGAUGAUGCCCUUUUGGCGGCGGAUUUCCUUGCAGCUCAGGAUGGUUUUGAAGAGGGCUCCUUUGUGCAGUUCCGGGGCUUCUCUUUCCUUCGACUUGCCGAUGUGAUCUGGAUUGGUGAGCAUUUGGCCGUCGAGGGCUUCAGGGCAAAG